UCCGCGGUUUAAAAGGCUAACCGCUCCUUCACCUUUCUAUUGCAACUUGUAAUUUGUAGAGUAGAAUUCCAGCAAAAGGAAAAAUCUUUACUUCAAUUUCCCGUGGUGGCAGGAAUAUGUUUGUAGAGCACUGGCAGGGUUUGGAAUGUGGUGAAAUCCUUCACGGUGGAUCAAAGCUGCUGACUGCCAGCAAUACAUGUAUGACUUCUGAACCAACUCUGCCUUGCAAACGAAGGAAGCUUCUGAAUAACGCCAUUAUUGUGUUUCCUGGUGAGCCAGAAGCAGAUGAACUGCCUUCAUCUACAGUCAGCGGAAGUCCUUCAAAGACUCAAAUCUUGUAUGGAAAUAAUUUGGUUGCUACAGGUCCUAUUACUGCUGCACACAAAUAUGAAAGAGAUCUAGUUGGUUCUGAUGCUCUUGCAAAUUCACAAGGGCUUGAUAGUGGUCCUGGUUUAGACAUUAAAUUAUCUAUGAGUUUUGACCAUGAUUCUGAAUCACAGUUGAUACUCUCUGAUAAAACGAGUAGAUCUGAUAGUUUUCAUUUACUGGAAGGCAAGAUGGGGGAUUGUUUUGGUGUUACUAAUAAGACUGAAGUCAAUAAACCCUAUGGUGAUAUUAAAGGAGUAGAGGAGGUAAAGGAAGACCGCUCUAUAAGAGAUCUGUGCAUUUCUGUUCUCAAUAGUCAAGGGUUGCCUGUAAACGAGUGGUCUAGUACAAGUAGUCCUUUCACACAACCUCCAGAAGUUUGUAAUGAUUGGGCUUUUACCCAAACUUGUAAACAGUGUGGUAAUUCUGAAAGUACACUGGAAAUGUUACUUUGUGAUCAUUGUGAAGAGGCAUAUCAUAUAUUUUGUUUGAACCCUAGGUUAAAGAAGUUGCCAACAGAUGAGUGGUUUUGCCAUCACUGUUCAAAUAUGAAUUCGAAAGUUCUCCAAGAAACUUCCUUUCUUAAAUCACCUAUUCCAAGUUGGAGGAGAGCAACAGCUAAAUUUGAAAUGGGUCCAAUAGCAAUCAUGUUGAAAUACCCUGAGCCAUACGUGUCCCAUGUCAGAAUUGGCAAACCAUUCCAAGCAGAAGUUCCUGAGUGGUCUGGUCAAGUUCCUAAUGAUGAUUAUUUCUUUGGUGAGCCAUUGGAAUUGGAUCCAGCAGAAACUGUUGCUUCAAAUGUCCACUGGUCAGACUGGUUUUCCAAGUCCAAUUCCUUGAGUAAUUGGCUCCAAUGUCGAGAAGUCCAUUAUGAUGAUGCAAGAAAUUGUGUUGAAGGAACUGCAUGUGGGAAAUGGCGCAGGGCACCACUUUCUGAAGUCCAAACUGAUGACUGGGACUGUUCUUCUGCUGUUGUUUGGGACCCAGCCCACGCUGAUUGUGCUGUUCCUCAGGAGUUGGAAACAGAACAAGUUCUAAUACAUUUGAAGUACAUAGAACAGCUGAGAUCUCACUUUGGUGCUAAAAGGAGAAAGACUUGAAUAUCACUAUUACAAAUUUAGAGUGCAGUGGUUGUUUUUCAAAUCUGAGAAGACCGGCGUAGAUCUUUAUACAGGCAAAAGGUUUAGCAAUUCCACAGGAAUCAACUUGGUUUCAUUGUAGUUAUACAAUAUACACAACAGUUGCCAGAUAGAGCUGCUGUUGUAAUUGUCACCCAAAAAUGUUCAAUUUUAUACGCCCUUGAUCUAGUUCGCGCCUGUAGUUUCCCCAUACCAUGCUGAUGCUGGGUGAAUGUCCAUUCUUUUCAGCCACUUGGCUCCACACACAAACAUAAUUUUUGUUUAAACUCAAAAAUAAUGAAUGCUAUAUUACCAAUUCUUAUCAUCUUUCCAAGGUGAAAUUGAUCGAAAGAAA
Messenger RNA from Theobroma cacao (cacao), 1839 nucleotides. RefSeq lists its product as uncharacterized. Gene Ontology annotation, molecular function: zinc ion binding. The record is from RefSeq and is a predicted model, not a curated record. NCBI's taxonomy places the organism in Eukaryota, Viridiplantae, Streptophyta, Magnoliopsida, Malvales, Malvaceae.